Molecule: messenger RNA, 4795 nt
Organism: Sarcophilus harrisii (Tasmanian devil)
Lineage: Eukaryota; Metazoa; Chordata; Mammalia; Dasyuromorphia; Dasyuridae
Product: U3 small nucleolar RNA-associated protein 14 homolog A
Exons: 1
Coding region: 221-2563 (780 amino acids)
Biological process (GO): rRNA processing
Cellular component (GO): small-subunit processome; nucleolus
Source: RefSeq, a predicted model, not a curated record
UUCAUUUUCUUUAGCCAUUUUUUAAAUGUUCCUUAAGUGUGCCUUUUUUUUUUUAAUCAAAGUUUUGUUUAAGGGAUAAAUUUGGUAUACUUUUAUAUGGUUUUAUUAAGAUUUAAAUUAAUGACUCAGCUGUUUUAAAUUUGUCACCUAGAAGCGGCAUGGUAUCAUGAAUAGAGCAUUGGUUCAAAAUUCAUCUCUGAGAUUUCCUUGAAAUGUGACUAUGGGAGAAUACCAGCUGCUUACCAUUAUGAGGAAGGUUCCUGAAAAUAGCAGCCUUCGGGUACUGAGCCAUGAGGAAGAAGUGGUGGAUUUACUUACAGACUGCCAACUGAAUACCAGUGAAGAUGAGAACAACAACAAUGACGCAUAUGACGGUGAAGUUGAUAGCAAAGUAGACAGAAUUGACGACGACAGUGGUAACAAUGAAAAUGACAACAACAAUAAUGAGAGGAAACAUCAAAAGCUCCUGAAUGUCAUUUGUGGCCUGGGUGGAAAGAAGAGGCUGACAUUAGCUGAGCGGUCAGAGGCUAGUCCACAGGUGUCGGAGUUCAAUGUCAGCACUGAAGGGACAAGGGAGAAGCUGGAACUCACAGAGCUGUUGGCACCCAUCAAGAUUUCUUCCUCACUGGGCACUGUGAAGAAGCAACUGAAGAAUGUCAAAAACAAGAAGACUGUGGAGUUACCCCUUAGCAAAGAAGAGAAUGAACGGAGUCUCAGGGAAGCUGCCUACAACAAAAUUUCCCAAGACAUGAACAAGUGGGACCCAAUAGUCAUGAAGAACCGAAAAGCAGCACAGCUAGUCUUUCCUCUGGAGCAGGAGCAAGGUCUAGAUAUUCCUGUCAAGGAGGUGCUUGAAAGCUGGAAGGUAUCAACUCCUCUGGAAAAGAAAAUUUUUAGCCUCCUCCACAAGGACAAGCGGCCUGUGACCACUGCUUUCUUGACAUCGGAGGAAAAGGCCUCCUUGAGAGCUAUGAGUCUGGAGGAAGCCAAGCAGCGCCGAGCAGAGCUCCAGAAAGCCCGGGCCCUGCAAUCCUACUAUGAGGCCAGGGCUCGAAGAGAGAAGAAAGUCAAAAGCAAAAAGUUUCACAAAAUGCUAAAGAAAAAGAAAACCAAAGAGGUUCUGAAGCAGUUUGAACAAUUGCAUAAGAUCAGUCCCACUGCAGCCUUGGAAAAGCUGAAAAAAAUUGAAAAUGCCAGAAUACAGGAACGAAUGACCCUCAAGCACCAGAACAGUGGCAAAUGGGCCAAGUCAAAAGCUAUUAUGGCCAAAUAUGACCUGGGGGCCCGUAAGGCAAUGCAGGAGCAGUUGAUCAAGAACCGGGAUCUGACCCAGAAACUGAAGGUGCCUUCUGACAGUGAGCACAAUGAAGAUGAUGAAGAAGAUGUUGGGCUCAUCCCUGCCAUUGUGAAUGAAGUGCAGCUGAGCAUUGAUGGACCAAACCCCUGGGUGCAGAAGCAGCAUUUGAAGGACACCAAGAACUCUCCCACCCAGAAGAAGCCUGCUGCCAACGAAGUGGCUCAGUUUGAGGAGGAAGAAGAGGCCACGGCAGAAGACAAACUGCUGUUGCAAGAAGCAGAAGAGAGAUGGGCCUUCUCGAAAAAGGUUGUUCAACAUAAGUCACAUAAGCAGAAACAGACGAUAACCACAACAACAGCACCUAGGAAGACAGAGGAAGAUGAGGAGGUGUUAGUUCAAUUGAGGGACCUCUCUACGCAGCUAAAUCAGAAGGUCAAGAAAAUGAGGCAAAAUGGAAUACAGCCUGUGAACCCUCCUUCAGCUUCCCACAGUAAGCCAAGUGUCCAGAGAGAAGAGCAAGCCUUGCUAAAUGAGAGGCCGGCCAGGACAUUGGAGGAGGAUCUGGAGGCUUUGGUUACAGAGGAAGUUGGCCAAGAACAGGCGCUCCUAAAGCCGGUAAUGGAAAGGCAGCAUUGGACUCACUCUAACCAAAAGAGUCCUCAGAAGAUGAAUGAGGAGCCCAUGACUGGCCUGCACACUAUCAUCAGUAUGAAGGCUCACAUUGAGAACUCCUUUUUAUCAAUCCCUACCUUUGUAGAACAGGAGGACUGUGAUGAGGACAUAACCCAAAAGCAGCUCAUAAAAGAGGCCUUUGCUGGGGACGAUGUCAUCACUGACUUCCAGAGGGAGAAACGAAAAACUGAGAAAGCAAGUGAACCAAAAGAUAUUGACCUGAGCCUGCCAGGCUGGGGGCAGUGGGGUGGUCCAGGCCUGGUGAUCAGUGCCAGGAAGAGACGCCGAUUUCUCAUCAAAGCCCCUAAAGCUUCUCCAAGAAAAGACAAGUGCUUGCCAAAUGUGGUCAUCACCGAGAAGCGGAACGUCCAUGCAGCAGCCCACCAGGUUAAUGUGCUUCCAUUCCCGUUCACCCACCCAAAUGAGUUUGAACAGACCAUCAAGACACCAGUGGGAACCACAUGGAACACACAGAGGGCCUUUCAGAAGCUGACUGCACCCCAAGUGGUAACCAAGCUGGGCCAUAUCAUUGAGCCUAUUAAGGAGAAUGAUGUCAAGUCCUCUCCUUCCCACUUCAAUCUUCCAAAUCUGUAGAAGAAAGGACAUCAGUACUUAACCAUAGGAAGAGAGAGCUAAAGAAAUUUGUUUUAAGUCUUACUGCUCAACCCAAGCCCAGGAGAACUUGGUACUCAUUCCCUGGGACUUCAGAAACAGUACCUUGGAUGGUGACAAUAGCUCCUUCUGAAAAUAAAACAAACCUUGCAACUCACUGGAACUCAGUGUGUCAUAUCAUUUUCCAGUCAAUUCCCUUCUCCCUUUGCCAUUGGACAGAUCUGCUGAAGGAACUCCUGCUCUUUGCUGGGAGCUUAUUAGAUGGCUGAAUAGGGACCAAGUGGGGCAAGAAAAAUCAAGAAUGCAAAGCAGAUUUAAUAAUAUCUUCCAUCCAUGUGGACAGCAUUGAACUGUUGACAGCAUUUUUAUAGCCAUUCUCAGACUCACUAGAGGAGGGGGAGAGGUAUCAGUAAAAGUACCCCCAAAGUCUAGACAGCUUAUUCAUGCCACUGGCUAAUUUUGGGAAAUUCCCUUCCCCUCUCUGAAUUUCACGCACUGCAUUGGAAAAUGAAGGGGGGCCAGUUGGAUCAGGGGUUCCUAACUUGGGGUCUGCAUGAAUGUGGUGGGAAAUGCAUUUCAAUAUGAUUAUUUCCCUUUGUGCAUCUGGAAAUAUUCUGAGAAGGGAUCUACAGGUUUUAUCGGAAUGCUAAUGGGGCUCAUGAUACCCCCAAAAGUCAAACCUGGUCGGUAGCUGAUCUCUAAAGACUAUGAGCACUAAUGUUCUAGGAAUUGGAAACAGACCUAGGGGAUGGUAAUCUGCCCCAAGUGGCACAGUUAGUACUAAACCUCGGCCCUGGACUUGGCACUGAUUCCUCCCAUUUCCACUUAAGUUCUCCAGUGCGGUUUUAGAGGAACUCCAGGUUUUAUCGUCCAGUUCAUCUACACUCUUGGAGAUAUGUUAAGUGGAUGCCUCCAAAGGCUAAUCCUAGAACUUUGUGAUGCUGGAGCAAUUCUUUCCAGAUCUUCCAAAAGGAAACAGAACUCUCUGCAGAUCCCUUUCCUUGCCCGUAGGAGGAAUACUGAAUUUUAUGAUAUUCUCUGCCCCUGGGGCAUUACAGAGAGUGGGGAGUCACCCACCCUCAAUGAGGCAGCUCUGCUCACUUCUGUACUUGGGUUUCGGAUUGACAAUUAGUUAAAGACCAGAGCUUCCGAGAAGUUGGGCAGACUUGUGUCUUACUGCAAGUUCUUUUAUGAAUGGCCCCUGAGGGAUGGCCAUGAAGGGUGCACACAGGCCUUUUGCUGUGUCUCCUGCAAAUGAAGAGAAUUCCUCACAGUAGAGGAGCCCUCAUGUGCAAGUAAGGGAGGUGGGGACAGUUCCUACAUUGCACAAUGUUUCACAAUGUCUGCUAGGUGAAACCUGUGACAAACCAGAGGAAACAGUUUCUGGUGCUAAGAAACUGGUGCCAACUAAAGAUAGCAAAACCUUCCUUGUCUCCAGAGGAUGUGGGACAGAUUAUCGCUACAUUUAGUCUCCUCCAAAAGGCUCUUCCUACUGAGUGUAUCUACCUCCCCUCCAGCAACCCUAAUUAAGUACUUACUGUGUGCCACGUACUGUGCUCCAGCACAGAGAAUACGUGAAAAAAGGACAAACAGCAAAUUCAGCUCCAAACUCUGUAGUCAUCCUGGUCUCUGCCACUUCACCUUCUCUGGUCCCUUCCGCCAAUCUGGCCUCCUCCCCCCAAAAGAGGUGACUCCUAAAUUAGUCCAGUGGAUGUUGAUGUCUAAAUUUUUAUUUGAUCCACAUGUGUGAUUCUGUCACUUAUGAGGAACUCAAAAGUAUAAGAACUUACUUCUUUGAUGCUGAUUACAGCUCUUCUACAAAUUGUGGUAUGAAGGUUGCUUAGGUCACUGAAGUAGGUGAGGACACUGUUAUCAAACCAGGACUUUACCCCACAUCUUCCUGAUUUUUAAGGUCCUCCUUCAGUUGGGAUUGCUACAUUUGCAUUUAUCCAUUUGUGACUUCAUGGUUUGUUCCAAACAGUGGUUUGUUCACACAGCAGUGUGAUGCUGGCCUCAUUUGUCCAGUGGCAAGGAAACUGGAUAUGAAGUCGGGAUCUCACAUUCAAAUCACAUUUCUGAUAUUUACUACUUGUGUGAUUCUGAAUGAGUCACUUUCCAAAUACAGAUCUUAGCUUUCUGAUUUGUUUAAUGAAGCCAAUGGAAUAAAUGAUCAUUUAAGGUGAAAAAAAAAAAAAAAGGAAAUGUGACUAUGGG